Aegilops tauschii subsp. strangulata is the source of this 1548-nucleotide messenger RNA. RefSeq lists its product as uncharacterized. Gene Ontology annotation, biological process: defense response. Lineage: Eukaryota; Viridiplantae; Streptophyta; Magnoliopsida; Poales; Poaceae. The record is from RefSeq and is a predicted model, not a curated record.
GAGAUAGGAUGCGCCAAUAUGUCAUGACAAUGUAUACAUACAAACACAAAGAAAAUAAGAGCAUUGACUCUACGGGCAUCCGCACCUAGAAAAUGCAUUGAAUACUUCAUAUCCUAUACCAAACUGAAGACGCCGGGACCACUUUCCAGUCAGACAUGACGGGCUGCGCCACACCACCCCCGGUCGGUGCGCCCCCAGCCCGAGCCGCCCCGCGCACUCUCGCCUAUUUAUGCCGUCGCCACCGGCCAUCCACCACCGCAUCCCACCACAACCAAACACAUCAUCGCCGCCUCGCCGGGCAACCAACAUCAGCCCAGCCUAGCAAGAUGGGUUCGCGGUACGAGGUGGAGGUGACCGUGGGCGCGGCCCGGGACCUGAAGAACGUCAACUGGCGCAACGGCGACCUCAAGCCCUACGCCGUGCUCUGGAUCGACGCCGGCGCCCGCUGCUCCACCCGCGUCGACCUGGACAACAAUGAGAACCCCGCCUGGGAUGAGAAGGUCGUCGUCCCGCUGCCCCCCGCCAGCCGCCUCCAGGACGCCGUGCUCUACCUCGACGUCGUCCACGCCAACGCCGCCGAGGGCGUCAAACCGCUCGUCGGCUCCGCCCGGCUCCCGCUCCGCGACGUCGUCGACGACGCCGGCGUCGGGGGCAAGGUGUCCAGGAACCUGAAGCUGAAGCGGCCGUCCGGUAGGCCCCAGGGGAAGCUUGACGUCCGCGUCGCCGUGAAGGAGCCGGCGAGGUACUACGAGUCCAACCCUGGCGCCUACCCGGCGCCCGCGGGGUACGGCUCCUCCCAGCCCUCCGGCCCCUACGGCGGUGGAUCCUCCCGUGAUGCCUAUGGUGGUGGGUACGGCGCUGGUGCGGGCGCGUACGGCGCCGCGGCGGCACCUGGAGGCUACGGCGCGUACGCCGUGGCGGCGCCACCGUCUGGGUACCCCGGCUAUGCCUCCACCGCGCAGGCUCCCCAGGCCGCAGCACCGUACGGCUCUGCUCCACCGCCCUACGGCGCCGCACCGCCGACACAGGGAGCAGGCGCAUAUGGCUCCUCUGCUCCGGCUUACGGCGAAGCGCAGCCAGCUCAGGCGGCGGGGUACGGGUCUGCCGCGCCGGCGUACGGCACGACGGGGGUGCCCCUGGACCAGAGCGGCGGGAAGAAGAAGAAGGGGAUGGGCAUGGCUGGCGGGCUGGCGGUGGGCGCGGCUGCGGGCGUGCUUGGCGGGCUGGCGCUGGCGGGCGGGGCGAGCUACGUGGAGCACAAGAUCGAGGACCGCGUGACGGAGCGCGUGGAGGAGGACAUGUACGGCGGCGACUACUAGGCGCAUGGAUCCUUCCCGUAGCAUGAAUCUUUAUGUUUUGGGUGCAUGAUGUUGAGGGUGAGGGUGAUCGACCGGACCGGACCGGACCGGAGAGUUGAAAAGAAGAGAGGUUAUUUUCUUGUGCUGUCUGUGCGUAUCAUGAAGAUGAAAUUAAGAUUGUUGAUUGCAUAAAUUUAGUUAAUCUCCAUCCAUGCAUGCAUACAUGUGGAUGAGAAUCGGGUUGAAUGAA